Aspergillus aculeatinus CBS 121060 is the source of this 1456-nucleotide messenger RNA. RefSeq names its product ACL4 family protein. Gene Ontology annotation, molecular function: protein binding. NCBI's taxonomy places the organism in Eukaryota, Fungi, Ascomycota, Eurotiomycetes, Eurotiales, Aspergillaceae. The record is from RefSeq and is a predicted model, not a curated record. Bases 137 to 1348 code for a protein of 403 amino acids. The transcript has 2 exons.
AAAAGAUCCAACAAGCUCCAAUUGCCUUACUUUUCUUCCUCUUACCUGAGUAUUCUUUUUUCUGCAAUCCCGUUUCUUACAUCUUAUGACCUAUCAAUCGACGAUCACACACUCAUUUUAGACCUAUCACAUUAACAUGGGCAAGUCCAGGCCUCAGAAACAGAAGAAAUCCUCCAAAUCUCGCGAGAAGUCCCUCCUCGGCGUCGGUGGUUCGGUGAAGCAGUCGCAGAGCAAGAUGAACGAAGACCCCACCCAGCUCCUGGACCAGGCGACGAUACUCAUCCAGACCGGCCAGGCCGAUGCCGCUCUACAAUUAGCGCAGCAAGCGCUCGACAGCUCGCCCGCGGGAUCCCCCUCAUACCUGUCGGCCUUGAUCGCCGUCGCAGAGAUCUACGUCGAACUCGGAGAUAUCGACACCGCCAGAGCUCAUUUCCUGCGCGCAGUCGAAGCCGAUCCCAACGGGACGAUACCGGAGUCUCAGGGCGGAGGCGCGGAGAAGUUCUUGUGGCUGGCCCAGUUGAGCGAGGAAGGCGGAAAGGAUAGUGUCCAGUGGUUCGAGAAGGGUGUCUCCUCGCUCCGACAUGCGAUCCAGCAACUAGAACAGAACCCCGGCCCUAAGGAGGCGGCCGAGUUGCUGGAGAAGAAGCGCAAGAUGGCCAAUGCCCUAUGCGCCGUGGCGGAGAUCUACAUGACCGAUCUUUCCUGGGAGGAAGAUGCAGAGAACCGUUGCGAGACGCUCAUCACGGAGGCUCUCCUCGUUGAACCCAAUGGACCCGAGGUCCUCCAAACCCUGGCUUCCAUUCGAAUCUCGCAGCUACGGACCGACGACGCCAAAGCAGCCCUGAGAAGGAGUCUCGAGAUCUGGAAGGACCUGCCCCCGGAGGACCCUAGCAUUCCAGACUUUGCUACCAGAAUCAGUCUUUCUCGUCUCUUGAUGGAGGUCGCGCUGGAGUUUGAGGCGUUGGAGGUCUUGGAGCGGUUGAUCCUGGAAGAUGAUCAGAGUAUCGAGGCUUGGUAUCUAGGCGGAUGGUGCUUAUAUCUCCUGGCCGGGAAGCAACAAGCCCCUGCGGAUGACGAGGAGGAAGCCGAUACCCCAGAGGCCAAGCGCCUUGCAUCGCUUGUUGCCAGUCGCGAAUGGCUCAAGCAGGGUCUGGCUCUCUAUGAGAUCCAGCAGUACGAGGAUGAGAGGCUCAAGGAGCAUGCGCUCGAACUGGUUCAGGAGAUGAACCAGGAACUGGGCGAGGAGAUAGAGGACGAAGAGGCUGAGGGCCAGGAGGGUGAGGAAGGCUGGGAGGAUGAGGAGAUCGAGGUGGACUCAGACAGUGACCACGAAAUGGCUGACUCCUGAAUACAACAAACGCUGCAUGUCCAUGUUACGAAAUCCCCCCUUUCCCUGUCAUGAUACCACCUCAAAAGUCAUGUUAUACUUGCUCGAAAUACCAACGAAUCUAAUAAU